This is a messenger RNA of Elephantulus edwardii (Cape elephant shrew), 891 nucleotides long. RefSeq names its product vestigial like 4 (Drosophila) (gene VGLL4). The record is from RefSeq and is a predicted model, not a curated record. The transcript is spliced from 5 exons. Bases 1 to 891 code for a protein of 296 amino acids. Gene Ontology annotation, biological process: negative regulation of DNA-templated transcription. Gene Ontology annotation, molecular function: transcription coactivator binding. Lineage: Eukaryota; Metazoa; Chordata; Mammalia; Macroscelidea; Macroscelididae.
AUGCUUUUUCUGAAGAUGGACCUGCUGAACUACCAGUACUUGGACAAAAUGAACAACAACAUCGGCAUUCUGUGCUACGAAGGUGAAGCUGCCCUUAGAGGAGAGUCCAGGAUGCAGAGCCUCCCUGUGACCUCUGCCUUCACCAACCACCGCACAGGUCCUCCUCCGAUCAGUCCCAGCAAGAGAAAGUUCAGCAUGGAGCAAGUGGACGAUGACCUAGACUGUAAAAGUGACCACGUUUCCAAGAUGAGUCGUAUCUUCAGCCCCCAUCUGAAUAAGACAGCUAACGGUGACUGCCGGAAAGACCACCGGGAACGUAGCCGCAGCCCUGUUGAGCGUGCAGUGGCCCCCACCAUGAGCCUGCACAGCAGCCACCUAUACACAUCCAUCCCCACCCUCAGCCUGGACCAGCCCCUUGCCCUGACCAAGAACAGCACAGAGCCCAAUAGGCCGAUGGGUGUCUCACCCACCCUGGCCCCAGCCGAACGGCAGCAGAACCGGCCCUCUGUCAUCACAUGUGCCUCUGCCAGCAACCGCAACUGCAACCUCUCCCACUGCCCCAUGGUGCACAGUGGCUGUGUGGCUUCCCUGCCCACCAGCUACCGGAGACCCCUGAAUACAGCCACCACCUGUGAUCCGGUGGUGGAGGAGCAUUUCCGCAGGAGCCUGGGCAAGAACUACAAGGAGCCUGAGCCAGCACCCAACUCCGUGUCAAUCACUGGCUCCGUGGAUGACCACUUUGCCAAAGCCCUUGGCGACACGUGGCUUCAGAUCAAAGCAGCCAAGGAUGGUGCCUCUAGUAGCCCGGAGCCAGCCUCCCGGAGGGGCCAGCCCACCAGCCCCUCAAGCCACAUGGUCAGCCACAGCCACUCUCCUUCUGUGGUCUCAUGA